UGAUAUAGUAAAAUUAUAGGACGCUAAUGAGAUAGUUCUAUAUAUGUUAUCACAAGCACCUGCAAGUAAGAUACGCGCGUCAACAUCAUAUAGAGAAGAUAAUAUUAGAGUUGUAUAGUAGACCGCCAACAUGGGACAGGAUCGUCUAGCCAUCUUUCCCACGCGCAUGGCGCUGACCACCAUCAAACUGCGUUUGAAAGGUGCGGAGAAAGGUCACAGUUUAUUGAAGAAAAAAGCCGACGCCCUCAGUUUGCGCUUUCGUGCUCUACUGAAGAAGAUUAUUGAAAACAAAGAGCUCAUGGGUGAUGUUAUGAAAGAGGCCUUCUUUUCACUCGCUCAAGCAAACUUCACGGCUGGUGAUUUCAGCCGAGGUGUCUAUGAGAACGCCAAAGUAGCUGCUAUCAAAGUAAAGGCGAAGACAGAUAACGUUGCCGGUGUCAAACUACCGGUUUUCGAAUACACCCAUGCUGGAGAUGAUGUUUUCAGUCUCACGGGUCUCGGACGUGGAGGAAAGAAUAUUUCUGACUGCAAAGAGGCUUUCAAGAAGGCGUGUGAAUUGCUGGUGAAUCUCGCGUCAUUGCAGACUUCAUUUGUCACUCUCGACGAAGUGAUCAAGGCCACGAAUCGACGUGUAAACGCUAUCGAGUACGUGAUUAUCCCACGUCUCCAAAACACUGUGGAUUUUAUUGUGUCUGAGCUGGAUGAGUUGGAGAGGGAAGAGUUUUUCCGUCUGAAGAAGGUCCAAAAUAAAAAGAAGGAGGUGAAGAAAGCUCAGGCUCUUAAAGAGGCUGAGGCUGCGGAGGCGGCUGAUGGGGUAACGGGACAAGCAUCGAGUAUGCUGACAACGGAGGACGAUGCUGAUAUACUCUUCUAAAGUGUUCUUGAAAAAGGCUAUACGAAUCAUCAAAAAAAUAUUAAAUCACGAAACAACAGUCUAAUUAAGUAUGUAAAGUAGGGUCGAG
Molecule: messenger RNA, 962 nt
Organism: Sphaeroforma arctica JP610
Lineage: Eukaryota; Ichthyosporea; Ichthyophonida
Exons: 7
Coding region: 131-874 (247 amino acids)
Cellular component (GO): vacuolar membrane; proton-transporting V-type ATPase complex
Molecular function (GO): proton-transporting ATPase activity, rotational mechanism
Source: RefSeq, a predicted model, not a curated record